This is a messenger RNA of Esox lucius (northern pike), 9261 nucleotides long. It is a transcript of the gene brca2, whose product is annotated as BRCA2 DNA repair associated. Gene Ontology annotation, biological process: double-strand break repair via homologous recombination; regulation of DNA-templated transcription. The transcript has 28 exons. Gene Ontology annotation, cellular component: nucleus. The record is from RefSeq and is a predicted model, not a curated record. NCBI's taxonomy places the organism in Eukaryota, Metazoa, Chordata, Actinopteri, Esociformes, Esocidae. The coding region runs from base 162 to 8960 and encodes 2932 amino acids.
AUUGCUGAAAAUUCUGACAAAUGGUUUAAGGAUGUUGUAGCUAUAUGGAGGUAUCUUCUUAGCUCAUUAGCUAUAGUCUGCAUUCUUAUGUUGAUUAUUUGCUUUGGUAAGGAACACCAAAUUUUGUAUGGCUUUCCACAGAUGACCCAAGUCCAACAGCGAUGGACGCCAGGAGAAAUAUUUUUGACUCUGUCAAAGAUCAAAUAUGGCAAGAUUUGGGACCUCUGGACCCAAACUGGUUUGAGGAACUAACUGUGAAAGCUUCCAGCAAGGAUCAGGGUGAUACUGAGAGAGAGCAUUCCAGCACUGCAAAAUCAUGUGGACAAGAUGGAAGUUUCAAAAUACUUUCUACCCUGGAUAGUAGUGAUAUGUUCUCUACCCCAAAGGUCUUCAGGCACAGAAAACUGCAGUCUCCUGAGUCAUUGAUAGAUAAGGAACCUUUUCCUCCUGAUCAAGUUUGCUGCUCAGGAACCUCUGGAACCGGAAUAACAGACACAAGCCCUUGCUUAUUUGGAACAUCAGUAGGCAGUGAGACUUCCAGUAAACCAUGUAGAACAACUUCGUAUGGAGAACAUUUUGGGCUGCUUGACAUGCCGAACCAAAUGCAGGCACACUCUGCAAAACGUAUUUCUGAAAGUCUGGGUGCAGAGUUAGACGCUGAUAUUUCCUGGACCAGUUCUCUUAACACACCUGUUAUGUCACCCACAAUUAUUUUAACUAAAAGUGUGGAAAGUCGACCUCUUUGCCCAGUAAAACCUUCUGCUGGAGACCAGGUUAUGUUUGUGCGAAAUCUUUUCCCCUCGCUCUCCAAGGAGUCUGAAAGUGCGAUACCAUCACUAGAAAUAAAUAAUAGACCUCUUGGUCAACAAGUUGGACGAGAUGGCCAGUUAACAGGUGUGUUUGAAAUGUCCGUUGGCUCACAAGACACACUACCUGGUGACGAAAGCGGCCUUUGGAAACAGACCAUACCAAAUGUCUUUGAGGAUAGAGAAAUCCGCAGCACUGUGGCCAGUGUCCUAGAUGGAGCUGAAGAUGUCCUGUCUAUGUUCUUCAGCAACAGCAGUUUGGCUUUACGAAGGGUUAGGGCUAAGGAGAGAAUCAAAAGAAAGCAAAGUGUCUCAACCAGGUUGAGCUCAAUUAAGGAGCACAUACCUACUGAUAAUAUGGAACAUGAAAAAGUGUCUUGCAAGAGAGGAAGAGAAUACAGUGACACAAGUGCUACUUCAGAGUCCAGGACUGAAAUAAAAUCUGGGGAUUUGGGGAUUUCUCAGUGGACUCCAAUUAGCCUAUCUGAAAUAUCUGACUUUAUGGAUACCUUUCACUAUGAAGGGACUUCAUCUAUGAAGCACAUAAUUGCACAUGGUGCUAUGGAUUGCGCUUUCCUUGACUCUACUGGAAGCCUGCAGCCGGAACCUGGUUCCUCUAAACGGACUGUCCUUGUGGAGUCUGCGCUUUCGAGGAAAACUGUCCAAGGCUCCAGCCAUCCAGAUGGGUUUCAGUUGAAACGUUCUGCUGUUGGAAGCUCUCCUGAACACACUUUCGCCAGGAAAACAAGAACAUUUGUUUACGGUGUCCAAAAUCAACCUUCGUCAAAACAAGGAAAACAUUCUGUUUCUCAGAUGUUACUUACCUCCCAUGUCACUCCUCCCAAAGGUAACAAUCAGAACAUAAACAAUAAUGAAACCAUACCAAAUAAACAAGAGUUAAAUACUGGUAAUCUUAAAAAUACUGGCAUGGAUGGGAACAAUCAGCUAGUACACCAGGAAAGUGCAACUGAUAAAAAGAUUUUUUCUCAAGCCCCGACCAAGGACCCUGUUUUUGAUAUGUCACAGCUUUGCAAGGUAUUUGCACAAGAUUUUAGUCAAGCAGUGGAAUUUAGCAAACCAUGCAGCCGAAGAGAAGAAGCUAUUCAAAAUGGCUUCUCCGCAUCAGCCGGUCUCUCAACAGUGAAACAAACUAAAAGAAAACUGACUAAACUAGAAUCUGGCCCCAAAACUCCUAACUAUGUCACCAGGGAUGUAAUGCAUACUACAAACAUUACAAAAGUUACUGACACCAGUGUAUUGAAACAGGCAUUAUCUUGUGAAACAGGAAGUCCACCGACCACUGAAAUGAACUUCAUUAGUCCACUCAACGGUGCCACAGUGUCAAAACAAUCCAGUGUGAAAUUCAAUGGUCAAGUUUGUGUUCCAUGUGGCAGUGUUUCAGGUUUCUUGCAACCUGACUGUGGUUUCAAAACCAACUCGAAAAUGAAGAUACACAUUUCUUCUGCAAGUCUGGAGAAAGCCAAAAAACGGUUUAAGCAAAUUGACGAUGAAAGAGUGGCAGUCAACUGCUCGGGCAUAGGCCUUAAUGAGGAAGGUAAUAUGUCAUCUGGAUUAAUGCUUGUUGAUGAAUCAUGUUUACAUCCUGACCCCUACACACACAAGAUGACUUUUGAGAGCAAAGGUCUGUUGACUGCCUCACAGAGAGCUGAUGUAUCAGAACUAUGCAGUCUUUUGGAAGAUGCAGACAGCCAAUUUGAGUUUACACAAUUUAAAUCAGCCAAGCAUACUACUUUUGUCUCAACAGCGUCAUCAGACAAAGACUUGGAUCCGGACCUUCUCACUGGCAUAGAUUUCAAUGACAGUUUCAACUCUGACAUAGAGAAGCAAUCAUUGAAGAUGGUCACCCCUGAAAAAAAUACAAUUGUUUCUCAGUGCAAGCGAAUUUGCCAAGUUACUAGUAGUGAUAAUAAAUCAUUACCUAUCAGUUCAACUGAGAAACCCAUAGAACAUGUACUUCUCAAAAGAGCUCUUUCUAUUCACAGUUCUAGCUCUGAAAAAAUUGCUAAAAGUUCCUUUGGUCUGUUGACAAAAAACACAACCAGAAAACAUCUGGACAAUAUGAAAAAGAACACCAGUGAAAAGCAGUCUGAUAGCAAACAUCUUAAAUGUGGCAUAAGUUUUAAAACUGCUGAGGGUAAUGCUAUGGCUGUUUCAGAGAAGUGUCUGAGCAAAGCUAAAGCUUUGUUUGCAGAUUUGGAGGAAGUAAAUGAGACUAACACUAACGCAUGUGCAGUGAAAAAUACAGAACAAGUUGAAGCCUCCCCUGUUAAAUGUAAAAGUGAAAUUGAUUCAAACAACAAGAUUAGCAGUUUUACUUCAAACAACAAAAACAGCUAUGAAAAGAAAGGUGACGUCAAUGAACUGUGUGACAAAUAUAUUGACAAGAUGGAAGUAAAUUUUACUAAUUCUCACAAACACACUGAUGAUGAUGAUUUCCAGACUGCCAGUGCGAAAGCUGGGACCAUCUCAGAUUGUGCAUCAAAAGAGCAGAAAAACAAGUGUGGCUUCACUACUGCUAGAGGAAAAAGAGUUUAUGUUUCUCCAGCAUCUCUACUUAAGGCAAGGACUCUCCUGAAUGAUUGUGACGAAUUAGACAACUCUAAGCCUGGGAAAAUACCCAGUUUAUAUGCAAAUAUAUCAAUUCAGAAUAUUAAGCAGAAAAGUUACUUUGGAUUUCAGAAACCUUGUAGCAAAGCAGCAAAGAUUCCUAUGACAGCAAAAAAUGAGUUGAACAGGGGUGGCACAUCACAUGAUAUUCGAGGACAGGAGAAUAAAAUGCUUGAACUGGAUAAUUCCCAAAUUAAUGUUAACAAUUCUUUGCAAAAUGGGUGUGAUUUUUGCACUGCGAGUGGUGAGAGAGAGUGUGUCCCCUAUGGAGCACUGCUCAAAGCUGAAGCUCUUUUUAGUGAUUGUAAUGUAGAUGGAGAGGAACUUUCUAAAUCAAUGCUCAGAGUAGAUUGUACCAUUCCAAUUCAGAAUUCACUUCAGAAGCAAAACGGAUUUAAGUGCGUCAAUGGCAAGGGAGUAACUGUAUCAACUAAAGCUCUUCAGCACGCAAUGGAAUGUAAUACCAUUGUGAAUGCUGAAAUAAACCAGGAGAAUUGGGCUGCAAAACCGACUGAUGUUGUGGUGAUCAACUCAGAAAAAAGCAAUUGUGGCUUUAUGACAGCUGGUGGACAGAAAGUUGUUUCAGAAAAGGGUCUUUUAAAGGCAAGAAGCAUUUUGAAUGACAACCUUGAUGAAAAUUGCCCAUACUUGGAGAAAGGUUUCACAAAAGAAUCAAGUUUAUUUGAGGCAUCUAAAUGGAAAAGUACUGAUGACCUCAACACAGAUUGUCAUACGAAUCUGAUUCAUGAGCUGCCAGUGAAGCAUGGUCAAUUUAGGACUGCUAGUGGCAAAGGAGUUAUCGUAUCAACUAAGGCCCUUCAGCAAGCAAAGGGGAUUUUCACGGACUGUGAUUUCAUUGUCAAUGCAGAUGCGAAGCCGCAGAAUUCACCUGAAAAACAUCCUGAUAUUCAGAAGAACAACCAAGAGAAAAGCAGUUGUGGAUUUAUAACAGCUGGAGGAAAGAAAUUGCAUGUUUCUGAAAAAUGUAUUUUAAAGGCAAGGAGCAUUCUGAAUGAAAACCUUGAUAAUUGCAAAUACUUGGAGAAAGGUUUCACAAACAACUCAAGUUUAUUUGAGCCAUCUCAAUGGAAAAGCAAAGAUCAACCAGAGACACAUUGUGAAUUUAAAUCCGCUAGUGGUAAGGGAGUAACUUUAUCAGUUAAGGCCCUUCAGCAAGUAAAAGCUCUUUUCAAUGACUGUAAUUCCAAUAUGGACAGCUUAAUUAGUGCUGCAGCAAAACAAGAGAAUUCUGAAAUAAAGUCUGCUGAUAGUCUGAUCAACAGUCUAGGGAAAAGCUAUUGUGCAUUCAUGACAGCAGGCGGAAAGAACGUUCACAUCUCUGAUAAAGGUAUUUUGAAGGCCAAGAGCAUUCUGUAUGAAAACCUGGAUGAUAGUUGCACAAAUGCCAUUGAGAAUGUUUGGGUUUCAGAUAGAGUUCCAUUACUCACUGAAGAUGGAACAGAUAUCAAACAUGGAGCAAGGAACAAAUCAAAUUCUUCUGGCAUCCGUGGAGUAGAAAAGAGCUGUGAUUGGGCAUUACAGAAGCCAGAGUCUCUUUUAAAUGAAUGGGAAGUAGUUGAAUAUGCAGAAUUUGAGAACGGUCUAAAAGUGGAUGUGGAAAAUAUUCCAAUAAAGGAACAGAAUCAAAUCUCAAGUUUUAGCACAACUCAUAGAAAUGAGGUGUCAGUUUCUGAAAAGGGCUUUGAAGAUGUGAAGUUUGCAUAUUCUCCUAGUGGGUCUGGCGAUAAUCCAGUAAGAAGCCCUUGUUUUAGCACAGCCAGUGGUAAAAGUGUGUCUGUUUCAGAAAAUGCUCUUCAAGAACCAAGUGCUAAUUUCAAAGAAUGUGUUGAUGAUACCCUUGCCUGUUAUACUAAUCUUCACAAAAGUCCUGAAGAGAAAAGACGACUCAAGGUCCCUAAUCCCACAAUUCACAGUCAGUGUGAGCUGGUCAAAGCAGAUGGACUGAAAGACCCCAAAGUGAUUCAAACCAGUGUUAAAGUACUUCAUCUGUCUUCACUGGGAGUAUGUAAAGAGUCUUCCUUAUCAAACUUGGAGUCUCUAGGGCUCAGUAGCUGUUCUGUAACCCAGAAAAGCUGCUUUGCUAAAAAGGCCAUGGACUGUCCCAAGGCUCUGUUAGAGGCUGAAGACUUGACCAAUCAGAGUCCUAGACUGCCAGAACAAGCUCGCCCCAUGUCUUGCAAGGGAACUUUUCCGGUCAGAAGUGGAACCGGAAAAAGGCAGGCAGCGGAUGUAAAGAUAAGAGACGAGCCGCCUCUUAAACGAAGACUCUUGGAUGAAUUUGAUAGAACUGUGGAUUGUAAUAGACGUUCGUCAUUCAGCCAAGUUAAAAGCAGCUCAGAUGGUACAUUUAAAGACAGAAGAGUGUUCAAAUAUAAUGUGGCUCUGCAACCUAAUGUCACUAGGCAAUAUCGUAAGCUGAGUCUUGUAGCACCAAGGCUCAAUAAGAAUGAACCGCAAAUAACAUCAGAUUCUACCACGAAAGACAUUAAACCAGUGAGCUCCAAGACUAUUGUAUUUGUUCCCCCAUUUUGGAAGAAUAUCCAGCCUGAGCCACAAAGGAGCAGUGGGUGUCAGGACAAGGCUAAAGCGUCGGUUGUGUUUGUUCCUCCAUUCAGAAAAGGCAACCAUGAAACCACUGAGGGUUUCUCUAAGUCUUCAGAAGAUAAAACGUCUCCCUUGGUCUUUGAAAGAGGUUUACAUACUGAAUCAUCUGUCCCACUUCCUGAGUAUAACCACAUACCUGUCAAUGACACUAGUUACGAUAAGGCUAAUAAGUCCGUUCCGGAACUCAACCAACAACGUAUUGAGGAAACCGAAGCAGGAAGGGAUGGUUGGAGUAGACGAGGAGUAGAGGCUGGUACUGCAAAGGAGUCUAAAUAUUGUCAGCCAGCCCCCAACUGCACAGAUGUGGCGCAAGACACACAAUGCCUGCAACUGGCCAGAGACAUGCAGGACAUAAGGAUCAGGAAGAAGAUGCGGCAGACCAUUAGACCUCUCCCUGGCAGCCUGUACCUGGCCAAAACAUCUGGGUUGGCAAGGCGGACCCUGAGGAAUGCUGUUAGGGGUCAGCACCCUGAACAACACACAGUAGAACAGCUGUUUGGCUAUGGUGUGCAUCUGCAUGUUGCGGAAAUCAGCUCUGAGAAUGCUGAGGCUUUCCGCUUUGUUUGCCGACACCACUUCAGUAGCAAGGCAUUUAUAGAGGGGCGCCUUCAGCUGGGGGACGGGGCUUGGCUAAUCCCACGUGACGAUGGAACUGCAGGAAAAUAUGAGUUCUACAGAGCUUUGUGUGACAGCCCUGGCGUGGACCCUAAACUGAUCAGUGAAGACUGGGUGUUCAACCACUACCGCUGGGUGGUAUGGAAAAAGGCCUGCAUGGAAAGGGCCUUUCCCCAGGUGAUGGGCAGCCUAUGUCUGACACCUGAACAGGUGCUCCUACAACUUAAAUACAGGUAUGAUGUGGAGGUGGACCACAGCAGGCGGUCAGCUCUGAGGAAGAUCAUGGAGAGAGACGACAACGCUGCCAAGACCAUGGUGCUUUGCGUCUGUGGUAUUGUCACUAAAGGCCACAACCCUACCAGGCUGAGUUGGAGUGAGACCAAGACGCCACAGAGUGCAGCGGAGUCAUCCCCUGUAGCCGUCAUAUUGCUGACGGAUGGCUGGUAUGCCAUCAAGACCCAGCUAGACUUCCCACUGACAGCCAUGCUACACCGUGGCCGAUUGAGGGUGGGUGGGAAGCUGGUGGUCCAUGGGGCCGAGCUGGUAGGAUCUCAGGACGCCUGCUCCCCACUAGAGGCCCCGGAUUCUCUCAUGCUUAAGAUUAGAGCCAACAGUACCAGAGUUGCGCGUUGGGACAUCAGGCUAGGGUUCUACCGUGACCCACGUCCAUUCCUCCUCCCACUCUCCUCCCUUUACAGCAGUGGAGGCCCAGUAGGCUGUGUGGACAUUGUGGUGUUGAGGAGCUACCCCACCCAGUGGAUGGAGAAGAAGCUGGAUGGAGGGUUUGUGUUCCGUUCGCAACGCGCUGAGGAGACAGAGCAGCAGCGACACGAACAGGCCGAAAACCGGGCCAGGGAGAUCCUGUGUGCCAAGAUCCAGGCUCAGAUUGAGAAGGAGGAGGACGCAGGUUGGGAUAAACCAAGAAGCCGUAAGAGGACCCUGUGUAGUCGAGACAUAGAGAAACUGCUGGAUGGAGAGGAGCUGUUUGAAGCAGUGGAGAAUGAUCCGGUUUAUCUGGAGACUUGUCUGAGUGAGCAGCAGCGGGAGGCAUUAAAAAAAUACAGGCAGUGUGUUUGUGAGAGAAGGCAGACUGCACUGCAGGAACGCAUCCGUCAGGCUGUGGAGGCUGAGGGCUGCCCUGUAAGAAAAGUCUCCCCUGUCUGGAAGCUUUGUGUGGCUGACUCCAGGGCCCAGCCUUGCAAGAAUGUGUACAUGUUGAAUAUCUGGAACCCCUCCCAGGAUAUACAGUCCUUGCUAAAGGAGGGUUGCCGAUACAAGGUCUACCAACUCUCUACAUCUGAGGGAAAGAAACUAGCUUGUAACACCACCAUCCAAUUCACUGCCACUAAGAAAACUCAGUUCCAGAACAUACAGGCUUCUGCAGAGUGGUUAUGUGAGUGUUUUCAGGCCAGAGAGGUGGUUGCCUUCUGCAGUCUCCUGAACCCGGACUUUCAACCACUGUGUGGAGAGCUGGACUUGGUGGGCUACAUCAUCUUGAUCACAGAAAGACAAGGUUACUCUCCAGUGGUUUAUCUAGUGGAUGACCAGCUGGACUUUGUCAAAGUACGCUGCUUUAGCAGUCUGGCCCAACAGGGCUUGGAGGAGCUGGUGAAGCCUCGGGCCCUGGUGGCCCUCACUAACCUUCAGCACCGUACCCAGCACUCCUCCCCUAUCUGCAGCUCCAUUCCAAGCCUGUAUGCCAGCGAUCUGGCCAUGUUCUCCACCAACCCCAAGGAGCCACAUUUAAAGGAGGCAGCUGCUAAACUCAGGAAACGUGUGCAGGAACAGGAAAACUUCUUCAGGAUUGCAGAGGAGAAGUUAUCCAAGUUAGGCCAUGUUCCGUCUCUUGCUCUGCCACCAAGGACUCUAGGCUUGAAAGCGGAUGCCAAACCAGAUACAAGGACUAUUACACCCCAUCGGUUUGUACAAAACACUGGCCCCUUUACCCCUCUGAACAGGGUUGGCAGAAAUCCACCCACCUGCUUUUCAGGGGGAGAUAACAACAAAGACUCAAAAACCUUGAAAAGGAAAAGGGGUCUGGACUACCUGUGCAUCCCCACUCACCCUCCACUCUCCCCCCUGGGUACCAUGGCCUUACUCUCGCCACGGAUUAGCAAAACCUUUAACCCCCCUCGCAGAGCAGAGACCCCCCGGAUCCUAAAGACAGCUCAGGCCCCCACUCCUCGAUCUGUCUUUAAACCUUUUGAGGAUGAGUGGGUGGAUGAUGAAGAGUUGGCCAUGAUUGACACUCAGGCCCUACACGAUGGUGUACAGACAGACACUUGACAGAGUGAGCGUAUUGGCCUUGAUGAAAGUAUUACUUUGAAGGUUUCAUUGAACAACACAUUCUUUAAGCCAAAAUGUUUAGUUGUAUCCAUCUGGAAAGUUAUAGUGCCUUGUGUCAAAGUGUACAGUACAUAGUUGUCCAACUUCCGGUUGUUGCUAGGUUGAAUUUUAACUGAAAAAAAUGUUUCUGAAAACUUUUUUUUUUGAAAAAAGUUAACAUAUAUGGAGUUAUUCCCAACAUCAGGCUGAAAAAAAAUUAUUUUUGGUCUUAUCACAAAUGUGGUGAUGUGUACAUACAAGU